UGUUGUUUGUGGCGGCAAAGGACCGAUUAGAGGUAAAACCGAUUCAAACUGACUGAGGAGAAGAAGGUCCAGUAGAACCAGAAGAAGAACCACCAGUUCAGGGAGAAAGAUUUCCAUCCAGAACCAGGUCAUCCUUCUGAACUCUGACCUCUGUGUCCCUCCAUGGACCCCGGUGACCCCGGCCCAUGUGGCGAUGCGGCGGGCUCCAUCCGGGAGCGGACCAUCGCGGAGAACAGCCUGGUGGUUCUGCUGCAGGGCCUGCAGGGUCAUGUGACCACGGUGGAGCUGCGGGACGAGUCGACGGCACGCGGACGAGUCCUCAGCGUCGACGCCUUCAUGAAUGUCCGACUGGAGAACGUCGUCUUCCGGGACCGGCGGGGUCACGCCCUGCGUCUGCAGCAGCUCUUUGUCACCGGACGCAACGUGCGCUACGUGCACAUACCCGACCGCGUGGACAUCCUGCAGACCAUCCAGAACCAGCUGGCCCGGAUCCACAGGGUCCGGAACUUCGCCAGUCAAGGAGGCGGGAGGAGAGAGUUCUGCAAGAACACCAAUUGAUCCCGUUCCACUGUGGACCCAGUUCUACCAGGUGACCCGGAUCAGACUUGGAGACUAUUCCUCCCUGGUUCUUAUUGGAAUGAAACCAGAUCCUUCUUAUUGGAAGGAUUCAGAACUGGUUCUGAUUAAAAACUGACUGUUUUUUUAGUGUUAUCAUAAUAAAAGUGUCCAAAAAUCCAGAUGUUCAUUAAUGCAAGUCCGGUCCGUUUGCCUAGUCAAAGUCCGGUUGGUGAGGUGUGAAUGCUAAUCGACCUCUGACCUUGGUCUGCGUUCGGCUGAAGUGAACUCUGGUUCAAUUUCAAUGUGAACGCCAAGCGGACCAGAGACCGAUCCAAAGGCUGGAAGUGGACUACAGCACAGGGCAUUCUGGGUAAUUACAACCAUAGCUAACAUGCUAGCCUAGCGCUAGCAGCAGAAAUGGCUCCUGGUCUUCAGCCAAAGACUAAAGAGAAAUCCUCCAUUACUAAACUCUGACGCCUCCAUCUUGUUUCAUCUGGUGAAACAGGAAGUUGCUCUCAGUGUCUUCAGAGGUUUUAGUGUCGUUUCCUGCAGUGGUUGUUGGUGCAGCGCCCCCACAGGCCAGGAGGGGAACAGGCUGGUUGGACUCAGAGCGACAGCAGCUUGAGGUGGAGCAGAUGAACAAAACCGAGUUCUGGAACAAACUUCCAGAAAACUGUGAAACAGCAGAAACCCUGACUUCCUUUAAAUCUCAACUAAAAACCAGCAGGUUAUAGUUUUAUUAGAAAUGUAAUAUGUAACAAUGUAUUGUUUAUUAUAUGACUUUGUGUUUAUGAUGUAAAGCACUUUGAAAUGCCUUGCUGCUGGAAUGUGCUAUACUAAUAAAAUUUGAUUUGAUUUUUGAUUUAAAGGGCCGCUAUCGUGUAAAGUCAAUCAUUUUCAUGUUUUUCCGUGGCGUAUUGGUUUGAUUCUUUCAUGGUUGAGAAUCCUUCCAUCUCCAUGGCAACCACUCAGCUGGGUGGACCUAGCCCCGCCUUCGAGGUGCAGCUCCUCCCCCCACUCAGCUCCUUCAGACUAGCCAGCAGCAAUUAGCAAACAGCUGCUGAGGUCGUCAGAGGAGCUGCUGCUCAGAUAAUCUCUGGUAAAAACGUGAAAGUAUAGCACAACCCACAUUUGGAGGCCUUGAAACCUCGAAGCAGCUGUCGCGGGUUUGAUUCCCGGACCAGACGAUAUUUGUCUUCCCCUCUCUCCUUGCCCCUUUCCUGUCAGCAUACUUUCAUAUAAAAGACA
This is a messenger RNA of Poeciliopsis prolifica (blackstripe livebearer), 1806 nucleotides long. RefSeq names its product LSM10, U7 small nuclear RNA associated (gene lsm10). Gene Ontology annotation, biological process: mRNA 3'-end processing by stem-loop binding and cleavage. NCBI's taxonomy places the organism in Eukaryota, Metazoa, Chordata, Actinopteri, Cyprinodontiformes, Poeciliidae. Gene Ontology annotation, cellular component: cytoplasmic U snRNP body; nuclear body. Gene Ontology annotation, molecular function: histone pre-mRNA DCP binding; U7 snRNA binding. The transcript is spliced from 2 exons. The record is from RefSeq and is a predicted model, not a curated record. The coding region runs from base 163 to 558 and encodes 131 amino acids.